AUGCUUGGGUAUGAUGACUUGGAACUCCGAGCGGACUUGGAAUUUGAUGAGUUUGUAGACCAAGAAGAGGAGUUUGGAUACAGACCGGAACUCAAUGAGCUAGGUUUACUGAGGACGGACCCAAGAGAUGCUGGAAUAAGCUUGAUGGGCCUGUCCAAGAUGAGAGUCGUCCUAGGUCAGAACCGGAGCAUCCUGAGCCGAUCGAGCGAGGCUAGGCAAGCUGCUUAA
Molecule: messenger RNA, 228 nt
Organism: Linum trigynum
Lineage: Eukaryota; Viridiplantae; Streptophyta; Magnoliopsida; Malpighiales; Linaceae
Source: the annotation of a GenBank genome assembly